AUGGAUCAGCCACCGCUAGCGGGGAAUUCUCAGGUUUUGGUUGCCGCCCUCCUCCUCGCUCCCAACGUUUUGGGACGAGCGAUCCCGGAGUCGGCGCAGAACGGAGUUGCUAACAUCCGUGAGCGAGGCGUUGCCUUUAACGAUGCCGUCAAUAUCGAAGGCCGCGAGGCCAUCGACAUCGUCUUGACCCACCCUGCCGGCGAUGACCACAAGGAGAAGAAGGGCUCCAAGCCCAAGAGCCCUAGCAAGGGCAAGGGCAAAGACCGAAAGGCAAAGCCCGAGAACAACGUCCUCCGCCGCCAGGAAGAGGACGAGGAAGAGAAGCCCGCCCCCGUUCCCGUAAAGGAGGCUCCUCCCAAGAAGGAGACACCUAAGAAGGAUGACGACGAGGACGACGACGAGGAGGAAGCCCCCAAGAAGGAGACUCCCAAGAAGGAGACCCCCAAGAAGGAUGAUGAUGACGAGGAGGAGGAGGCUCCUAAGAAGGAGACCCCCAAGAAGGAGACUCCCAAGAAGGAUGACGAUGAUGAGGAAGAGGAGGCUCCUAAGAAGGAGACUCCCAAGAAGGAGACCCCUAAGAAGGAUGACGAUGAUGAGGAAGAGGAGGCCCCCAAGAAGGAGACCCCAAGAAGGAGACCCCAAGAAGGAUGA
This is a messenger RNA of Parascedosporium putredinis, 651 nucleotides long. NCBI's taxonomy places the organism in Eukaryota, Fungi, Ascomycota, Sordariomycetes, Microascales, Microascaceae. The record is from the annotation of a GenBank genome assembly.